Messenger RNA from Perca flavescens (yellow perch), 1659 nucleotides. Its product is annotated as calmodulin. Gene Ontology annotation, molecular function: calcium ion binding. Gene Ontology annotation, cellular component: myosin II complex. The coding region runs from base 119 to 568 and encodes 149 amino acids. Lineage: Eukaryota; Metazoa; Chordata; Actinopteri; Perciformes; Percidae. The record is from RefSeq and is a predicted model, not a curated record. The transcript is spliced from 6 exons.
UCCCCACUCUGGCCACGGCCAAUAUACACACUCCUAACCCGCCAGUGGAACUCCAUCUAAGGAACGACCACACUCCUAGUCUGCCUCCACAGACCAACGAGCACACAACCUAUCCGACAUGGCUGACCAACUAACAGAGGAGCAGAUUGCAGAGUUCAAGGAGGCUUUCUCCUUAUUUGACAAGGACGGUGACGGCACCAUCACCACCAAAGAGCUCGGCACCGUCAUGAGGUCGCUGGGCCAGAACCCCACAGAGGCCGAGCUCCAGGACAUGAUCAACGAGGUGGAUGCUGACGGUAAUGGAACCAUUGACUUCCCAGAGUUCCUGACCAUGAUGGCCAGAAAAAUGAAGGACACAGACAGCGAGGAGGAGAUCCGUGAGGCUUUCCGGGUAUUCGACAAGGACGGAAAUGGCUACAUCAGCGCUGCAGAGCUCCGUCACGUCAUGACGAACUUGGGAGAGAAGCUAACGGACGAGGAGGUGGACGAGAUGAUCAGAGAAGCAGACAUUGACGGAGACGGACAGGUCAACUACGAAGAGUUUGUACAGAUGAUGACUGCAAAGUGAGGCUUGCCCGCCCCGUCCUGUCCCCUCUUAGAAGAAAAAAAAAAAAAAAAAAAAAAAAAAAAAAAAAAAAAAAAAAUUUUACUUACCUCUUGGAAAAAAAAAAAUAAUGUUCAUUUAUUCAUACUGUUUCUGUAUAGAAAAUAAUUGAAUGUUGAAAUGAAAUAUCCUUCUGUCCACACAGGAAAAAUAUACAAAAAUUAUACAAAAAUAACUGCAUGAAAAUGAUGGUUAGUGAUCCUGUCCCCUCCCCCCGGAGAUCAGUUUAGCAUCCGUACUUAACAAGUAAAAAUAAUAAUAACAACACACCCUGUAACUACAACCUUCAGACUUAAGGCAAAAGCAUUUUGCGAACUCCUACCAGUUCCAUUUACUAGUGGUGAAUGUCUGGGCUGGCCAUCUCUUCUUUCUCUCUCUGUUUUCUGUUCUUCAUGCAUGCAGCUUGAGACCGGAGCACUAACCUCCCUGCCCCCCCCAUCCCUCCGGGCUACCAGAGCGUGCUGAUUCCACUAUAAGCUGUCCUCUUGUUGGUUUGGUACAGUUUUUUUGUAUUUGGAGAAGAGCCCUGUACUGUUAAGAUGAGAGAGUAUACCAGGUUCUAACUCAAGCGUUAAAGUGGAAUGGGACUUAAUUGUAUGCUAGAUUAAAAAGAGAGAAAAAAAAAAAAAAACGAUGUACAAAAAAAAAAUACAUUUUCAAAUGUUUGGCAUGUUCUUUUUGUUUUUUGUUAUGUUAUUUGGACGGCCAUCUUAGUAGUUGUGCGUCCUGCCCUUUUUAAAGGAGGGGGGGACUUAAAGAGUCUUACGGUGAGCUUUCUACUUUUCUUUUCUUUUUCAUUUUUUUUUUUCGCUAAGAUGGAGUGUCCGUCCUCUUUUCUUGCAAGAGAGAAUCACUGGCCUUCACUUUUUCUUCUUCUGUUUCUUGACUCAGACAAGUAAGGGGUGUACUGUGUUCGCAGCGCAUGCUGUUAGGAGUGUCCGCACACCAGUUCUUCGCAACUCUACAUCUGAGUUCAGUUUACAUUCAUUCCAAGUUGUACAUGCUAGUCUUUAUUUUAUUUUAUUUUUUUUUCAAAUAAAAGACCAUGAACUUUA